AUGAGAAAGAGCGCCAAUGAGGCAUAUGACUUGUUGGAAGAAAUGGCCAUGAAUAAUCAGCAGUGGCCAAGUGAAAGAAGCUCUUCAAGGAAAGUGGCCGGUAUGUAUGAAGUGGAUGCAAUUUCGAAAUUGACUGCUCAAGUUGAGGCCUUGACUAAGCAAUUGCAAGGCAAUAUAAUAACAACUCCAGUGCAACAGGUCCAGACUCUGUGUGAAAUAUGUGGGGGCUCUCAUGCCUAUGAACAGUGUCAGUAUGCUGAUGUAAACAACAUGCCUAUGGAGCAAGCUCAGGCUAUUGGGAAUUUUCCUCGACAGAGCAACAAUAACCCUUACUCCAAUUCCUUUAAUCAAGGGUGGAGGAAUCAUCCCAAUUUUUCUUGGAAGAAUGAUCAACAAGGCCAAACUUCAGUUCAGCCAUCACAACAACCAUUUCAACAACCACCUCCUGGGUUUUACCAACCGCCCAUGCAACGACAACAGAAUCCUAUGAGACAGCCUGAUACUUACACCACUGAAGUCAAUCCAAAAGAAGAGUGCCAGGCUAUUACAUUGAGAAGUGGGAAGAAAUAUGAAGAGCCAAGUGUGGAGCAGUCAGAUGAAGACAAGGUUCAGGAUCAACAAGCACAGGGCACAGUGGAAAAGAAGCAAGGUGAAAACAAGGUUACUGAAUACCUCCCAACCAAAGAAGCUACACCACAAGUGAUCAUAGAUCACCACAUCAAUAUUCCCUACCCACAAAGGCUCCGCAAGAACAACCUUGAUAAGCAAUUCUCAAAGUUCCUUGAAAUAUUCAAGAAACUACAUAUCAAUAUCCCAUUUGCGGAGGCCUUGGAGAAAAUGCCAAGGCUAAAAUUGGGAGAAGCUCGCCCUACAACGGUUUCCUUUAAGAUGGCUGAUCGCUCCAUUAAACAUCCUCGUGGAGUGAUAGAGGAUGUCUUGGUGAAGGUGGGUAAAUUUAUUUUCCCCGCUGAUUUCAUAAUUCUUGACAUGGAGGAAGAUGCAAACAUUCCCAUUAUUUUGGGAAGACCAUUCUUAGCCACGGGACGAGCUUUAAUCGAUGUACAAAAAUGGGAGUUAAGGUUGCGAGUCCAAAAUGACGAAAUAAGUUUUAAUGUCUUUGCAGCAACUGAAAUUCCUACAUGUUGUAUAGUUGAUGUGGAGAAUGAUUGUCAAGAAUCAAUUGGUAAAAAGAAGAAGAAGACCAAAGAACGAUUUCAAACAGUUCGACGUCGUAUGAAAAGAUCAUUGUGUGGCAAGUUUGAAGGUUUCGAUGACAUUGGGGAUAAUUUCAAUAUUCUCAACAGUAGAAGGGAAUUUUCCUCGUAUGACACGAUGGCUCUCAAGGAUGCAAGGGGUGGACUUGACCCAAGUUGA
Molecule: messenger RNA, 1374 nt
Organism: Humulus lupulus (European hop)
Lineage: Eukaryota; Viridiplantae; Streptophyta; Magnoliopsida; Rosales; Cannabaceae
Exons: 3
Coding region: 1-1374 (457 amino acids)
Source: RefSeq, a predicted model, not a curated record